Molecule: messenger RNA, 1409 nt
Organism: Dioscorea cayenensis subsp. rotundata (Guinea yam)
Lineage: Eukaryota; Viridiplantae; Streptophyta; Magnoliopsida; Dioscoreales; Dioscoreaceae
Product: magnesium-protoporphyrin IX monomethyl ester [oxidative] cyclase, chloroplastic
Exons: 5
Coding region: 24-1241 (405 amino acids)
Biological process (GO): photosynthesis; chlorophyll biosynthetic process
Cellular component (GO): chloroplast thylakoid membrane
Molecular function (GO): magnesium-protoporphyrin IX monomethyl ester (oxidative) cyclase activity; metal ion binding
Source: RefSeq, a predicted model, not a curated record
UCCCCUUCACUCUCUAAGCAACAAUGGCAGCAGCUGAGCUUUCUCUCAUCAAGCCCAUGAAAUGUGCCACAAUAAAAUUCAACACCCCCACCACCACCUCCAAGCUCAACAGCUUCAGGCCUAAGCCUAUGAUUCCCCGGGCCUCGGCCUCCACCGCCACCCCGGCAAAGCCGAAGAGGACCGAAAAGGGGAUAAAGGAGACACUGCUCACUCCAAGGUUCUACACUACUGACUUUGAUGAAAUGGAGAUGCUUUUUAAUACAGAGAUCAACAAGAACCUGAACCAGUCUGAAUUUGAAGCUCUGUUGCAUGAAUUCAAGACUGACUACAACCAGACUCACUUUGUUCGCAACCCGGAGUUUAAAGCUGCUGCUGAUAAGCUUCAGGGGCCAUUGAGGCAGAUUUUUGUUGAGUUUCUUGAGAGAUCUUGCACUGCUGAGUUCUCUGGGUUCUUGCUUUACAAGGAGCUUGGGAGAAGACUCAAGAAAACCAACCCUGUUGUAGCAGAGAUAUUCUCUCUUAUGUCAAGAGAUGAAGCCAGGCAUGCUGGGUUUUUGAACAAAGGUUUAUCUGAUUUCAACUUGGCAUUGGACUUGGGAUUUCUGACAAAAGCCAGGACAUACACAUUCUUCAAGCCAAAAUUCAUCUUCUAUGCUACUUACUUAUCCGAAAAAAUCGGUUAUUGGAGGUACAUCACAAUAUACAGGCAUCUUAAGGCAAAUCCUGAGUUCCAAGUUUAUCCCAUUUUCAAGUAUUUUGAGAACUGGUGCCAAGAUGAGAACAGGCAUGGCGACUUUUUUUCGGCUUUACUCAAGGCACAGCCUCAGUUCCUUAAUGACUGGAAGGCGAAAUUAUGGUCUCGAUUUUUCUGCCUCUCUGUUUAUGUAACUAUGUACCUUAACGAUUGUCAACGGACUGCUUUCUAUGAGGGAAUUGGUCUUAACACAAAAGAAUUCGACAUGCAUGUCAUUAUCGAGACCAACCGCACCACAGCGAGAAUUUUCCCGGCUGUUUUGGAUGUGGAGAACCCGGAAUUCAAACGGAAAUUGGACAGGAUGGUUGAAAUCAAUGAGAAGCUCAUGGCUGUAGGCGAAAGCAACGACAAUCCUUUGGUGAAGAACUUGAAGAAGGUGCCUCUCAUUACGGCACUGGUGUCGGAGAUCAUUGCUGCAUAUCUCAUGCCUCCUGUUGAAUCUGGUUCUCUCGAUUUUGCCGAGUUUGAACCCCAAGUUGUUUACUAAUUUUGAAGAACAAUCAUGUCAUUGUGUUGGUGCAUGCUUUGUUAAUUUGAUUAGUGAUAUAAUUCUUGUAUGAAUAUCAUGAGGCAGAUAUUUAUUUGCUGAGGACGCAUUGUAAAUCAAGUAUUUUGUGUUUUAUCAUCUUUGGUUGAUCACAAGAUUGUUGCUGAA